Saccostrea cuccullata (small rock oyster) is the source of this 2084-nucleotide messenger RNA. RefSeq lists its product as uncharacterized. Gene Ontology annotation, molecular function: protein binding; translation repressor activity; ubiquitin protein ligase activity. NCBI's taxonomy places the organism in Eukaryota, Metazoa, Mollusca, Bivalvia, Ostreida, Ostreidae. Gene Ontology annotation, biological process: protein polyubiquitination; proteasome-mediated ubiquitin-dependent protein catabolic process; negative regulation of translation. The coding region runs from base 909 to 1775 and encodes 288 amino acids. The transcript is spliced from 2 exons. The record is from RefSeq and is a predicted model, not a curated record.
AGAGUGUAAAAAGACCGCACUUGGAGAUCGUUCAGGAACGGCCGCCAUUACUGAAGUCAGAAACAAGAUCUAAUGAUGGACCCCCGUACCAGUGCCCAGGACGUGAUGCGAUGUGACCUGUGUGAGACCGUUGUGGUACAGAUGCACUGUGAUACAUGUCUUGUCAACCUGUGUAAGGCGUGUGUGGGAGAACACAUCUCAACGGAUGAAUCCAAGGACCACAAAGUUGUCAAAUUUCAGUCCAGGAAAUCUACACCCCUCUACCCUGGAUGUACACCUCAUGAUAAACAACAAUGUAUCAUGUACUGUAAACAAUGUGACAUUCCUGUCUGCAUAAGUUGCAUUGAAUCAAAUGAACAUUUAGGUCAUGAAUUAUCUAAAAUCUUAAAAGUUGUGGAUGAAAAGAAGGACUUGAUUAUAAAAGAAAGAAAUAAAUUAAAUGAUACAAUUUACCCAACCUACCAGGACAUUGCCUCUGAUGUACAGAACAGAAUGAGUCAGUUAGAAAAGGAAUAUGGAGAUCUCUCAACAGCCAUAACAAAACAUGGAGAGGACUGGCACAGAGAAAUUGACAAACUUGUCAAGAAACUUAAAGCUGAAGUUGAUGAGAUGAAAAACACACAGUUACAAACUCUACAGAAACAUCUGGAUGAAAUAAACAAGACAAUUUCUGACAUCAAGGGAGAAAUUGAUACAAUUGACAUGGUUACAGACACCAAUGACUUGUCAAAACUGUUUUGUGUCACAUCCAGUGUACAUAUACAUGAGCAUGUGUAUAGAAAUCUUCCACACCAAAUAAUGCCAUCUUUACCCAAAUUCAUGCCCAAAAAAUACACGAAGAAGAACUUCUCAAACUAUUUGGAGUCUUAUCAUCAAGUUCUUUAACAUCAGAUAAACAUGGCUACAGCAUGAAGACAACACAGAAAUCACCAGAAGCUGGAUCCUCUCCUUCAGUUAAACAGCUGGUUGAUGAACCAGAGACUGUCACCACCAUAGACACUGGGUAUGAAAACCUUUACGAAGUCGCCUGUCUGAGUGAUGAAGAAAUCUGGACAAGUGGCGAUGACAACACCGUGAAACUCUUCAGCAUCAAUCAGGGAUCACUACUCAAGUCAAUCAAAACCAAGUCUGGGAACAUGCCAUGGGACAUAGCUGUGACAACAAGUGGAGAUCUAGUUUAUACUGAUAACAGUGAUAGAACUGUGAACAUAGUGAAGAAUGAGGAGAUAGAGGAGGUUAUCAGACUACAGAACUGGAUACCUCGAGGUAUCUGUAGUACCUCCUCUGGUGACCUCCUGGUUAUCAUGAUUAGUGAUGACAAACAAACAAAAGUUGUCCGUUACUCUGGCUCCAUCGAGAAACAAACCAAUCAGUUUGAUGAUAAAGGUAAACUUCUCUAUUCAUCUAGUCGUUAUAACACAUACUACAUAACUGAGAACAGGAACCUGGAUAUCUGUGUGUCUGAUGAGGGACCAAAAGCAGUAGUGGUGGUCAAUCAGGCCGGGAAAUUGAGAUUCAGGUACACUGGAAAUACUCCUGCUCCAAGGAACAAACGAUUCUAUCCAGGAGGAAUCACCACAGACAGUCAGAGUCACAUCCUUACAGCUGAUAUUGACAAUGACUGUGUCCACGUCAUAGACCAGGAUGGACAGUUCCUCCGUUACAUAGACUGUGGGCUUAGUGAACCCCAUGGACUGUGCAUAGAUACCAAUGACAAUCUGUUUGUUGCUCAAAAUGGAAACAAACAAGUGAAGAAAGUCAAAUAUCUGCAGUGAGAUGUAUAAUUAUGCCGUUUUUAUGUAUAAGUUAUAACUAAAGCGUUAUAAGAUAUGACUGAUGUAAGAAAGAUAGUCUUAUAAUUAAUUUAAAAUGAAGGUUUCUGUCAUGGAAAAAAUAUGCAGUAAAUUGAGAGUGACAUCCUAAUCAUAAACAAUGAACACAUGGCAUAAUCAUAUAAUGGUGUGAACCCAAAAUAUUUUUUCAAUAAAAACAGCAGAUCUGUGAGUGUUUGUAGCAUAAAAGAUAAUAGUUAGAAUAAUCUAACUGUGUCUGUACAAGCCUGCACCACAGUUAGAAUACGUCCC